Ornithorhynchus anatinus (platypus) is the source of this 2779-nucleotide messenger RNA. RefSeq lists its product as uncharacterized. Lineage: Eukaryota; Metazoa; Chordata; Mammalia; Monotremata; Ornithorhynchidae. The record is from RefSeq and is a predicted model, not a curated record. The transcript is spliced from 10 exons. Bases 1 to 1362 code for a protein of 453 amino acids.
AUGGUCCAGGGUCCCGCGCCUGGUGCCCGGAGGAGAUGUCGGUGUCCCGUCCGCGGCGCCGACCUGCGGCGCCUUCAGGCCCCCGAGAAGGGACCGAUGGUCCGCCACCGGCGGCUUCCGGGAGUCUCGUGUCCAGGGUCGGGCGGGAAGACCAUCGCUUUAUCUACUCAAGUCCUCUCUGAAAAGCAGAGCUACGGGAUCGGGUCGUCACGGGUGCGGACAGGCCUCGAGACCGUCUACCAUCCAGCGAUUGAGAUGUGGUCCUCGGCUGCGGACGUCGGGGACGGCGAGAAACCCAAACCUGCGGCGUCUCUAGCGCAGCCGUCCCCCGCCCGGUUCACCUGUCACUCCCUCUACGGAGGCUGCCCGAUCCUUUUCCGCGGCCUUUUCUGCAUCUGUGCGUUUGUGUGUGGCUCAUCAGUCGUGGAGGAGGACCAUCAUAGGGAAGCCCUGAUAGACGGGACGUCCGACAUCUCGGUCGUCGCCUUCGACUCGAUCGGCCCCGAGGUCUGCCGCGCCCUCCGAUCGGGACAGAGUGGCAUCGACACGUCCACACCGUUCCUCUCUAAGAAGCAGAGCCUUGAGGACUCCAGUCCGAGUCCCAUUCGGCAGAGCGUCAGAUUCCGCCACCUCAAAUGGGUUUCAGCGAGGACCGGUGGAGAAAACCCAGGAACAGAAGAGUUUGAUCAGAGGGACUCUCGCGGCUUCUCGGCCGCUCACCCGCAGGAGAGUUUGGUGACCGUCAGGCGCCGGCCAAGAGACCUGUCUGGGACUGCCAGCGGUGGCUUACGGGAGGCCAACGUCUGCAGAGGGCGAGGCGGUACUUCAACGUGUCCACUCUCUUCCUGUCCGACCAGCAGAGUUCCGCGAACGGGUCAUCACCGGUGCGGACCAGGAGUGCGGAAGGCGGGCGUGGUACAACCGGAUGGAGUCCGGUUUGGGUCGGACCUCCCGUCCCCGGACUUGGAGGCCCCCGACCGUCCCGGAGACAUCGACAUCCGGCCAUUCGGAAGCGGCUCUCGCCUGAGGACGGAGGGCAGGCCGAGAGAGGCAAACCUGGGGAUCGCAGACGGACGCGUUUCGGAUGCCCGUCGGCCAGGACCGGCGGAGCGGCUCCCAUCGUCCCCCGCCUUCGUCGGACCGACGCUCCGGGGUCCGGUACCGUGUCGCCAGAGGAGGCCUCGGCGCCGAGUCCCCGGAGUCGCUCGUCGAAACGGCUCCGAUACUCGGUGGGAAAUUCCGCGGCCUCGAGUCCCCACCGUCCACGGUUCGGGGUGGAAUGGGAGAGGGGAGACCGCGACUAGCUAUUACUUGCUCUACAGAGAGUACUGUACUCUCUCUACGGUCUCUUUCCAUGGCUAAAAUCUGCCCCUCGGUCUCCAUUCAAACCGCUACCCCAUUAACGCAAGCACUCAUCCUAUCCGCCUCGACGAUCGUAUCGGCCUCCCCCCCGGCCUCCCGUCCGGGCCAUGCUCCGGUCCGCUCCCCGGACGGUUUUCUUACAAAUACAUUGACACCCAGUUUCCCCGCUGUUUGAAGAACUCCAGCGGUUGACGGUCCACCUCUGCAAGAAACAAAAAGUCACCCCUACUGCUAUGUCACAUCGCUAUUCUCCAAGUACGACCCAGGCCACACAGCUCUGUUCCUCUAACGCCAACCCUCUCGAUCUCACCCAUCUCCCCGCCGACCCGUUCCACACAUCCUCCUUCCCCCCGUCGGACCGAUGAUUGCUGUCCGCCACUUUGGAGCCUCACCGAAGACACAGCUCCACCAAGAAGCCUCACCUGAGCCCUCUUCUUCCGCCCCCUUAUGCGUCACCCUGACUUAAGGUCUUUAUUCAUUCUCCCUGCCAUCCCCACAGCCCAUGUGUAUAUGUCUAUCUACCUAUCUGUAAGUAUUUAAUUAGUGAUUCGUGUAUGUAAAUGCCUGUCUGCCCCCCCACCCCUUCUAGACCGUGAGCUCUAUAAGCAGGGAAUGUGUCUGUCGUUUGCUUCGUACUCUCCCGAGUGCUUAGUACAGUCAAUUCUCCAGAAAUAUGACUCUAUGAAAAUCCAGAAGCUGCCCCUUGCAUUUCUCUAGCCUUGAGGAUCAUACCUCCGCACUUUGGACCGUCAGGUCGAUUCUCAGACUUGCCCCGUUAUUGAGAAGGAGCCACGGUCCGUACCCCUCCAUCCGAGGGAAGGUGUCGAGCGUGUGCGCGUGAAGCCGGUGGGGGUUGGGGGGGAUAGAACGGCGGGGAGGAGGACGCCGCCGUGGACGCACGAGCCGUUCACGGAAACGGGGUCCGGUUCCUUCUGACUCGGCGGUAGGCCCGAAGGCCGGGGGCCCUCGCCUCCGUCGACGGAUCGGACCUCCCCGUGACUUCCGAUUCACCUGGCACAUCCACAGUCCCCAAAGAAGGGACUCUUCCGUGUGUGACGACGGUUUCUGAGGAAGCAAGACAGACCUCCGCCCGCUUUCCCGGGAGAGCCGAGACGAGAGGGACGGCCCCCAAAGCGCGGAUGAGGUCGCGACCGACCGACCGCCGGCCUUUCCGUUCGGCGCGGACCACUUGGAGUCGCCGGGGCCGUGAGGAACUUUCUCGCGCAACGUCCGUCUCCGCUCACUUCUGACAUCUCCCUCGUCUGCGGCGUCGCUGUGGCUCGAUCUGUCUCAAACGAAAUCGUUUGCCUUUCGACUCCAACGCUAUGUUUCUGUAAUAGGUUCGCAUAUGACAAUGUCUGUCUCCCACCGCGGCCCCUGAGCUCAUAAAGGGCAAAAGGCGUGGCCGUCGAUCGUU